Cladocopium goreaui is the source of this 13653-nucleotide messenger RNA. The record is from the annotation of a GenBank genome assembly. NCBI's taxonomy places the organism in Eukaryota, Dinophyceae, Suessiales, Symbiodiniaceae.
AUGGCGGGUGAGGCCGGGGACAUUCCAAACUGCAUGUUGGCAGGCUCUCCAAGCGAUGAGGAAACACCAUUUGGACAGAGUCGCAACUCACCUGCAUACCAUUGGCAGAGCAUUGGCUGGGGAUCAGGGAUCAUUUUACUGCGACAAGCCGAGGUGACGGGCAUUGUUCGGACUCCUGUUGCUGGCGGGGUUGGCAGCAAUGCAAAUAUUCUCAUAGGGACCUUGGUCUUUGUGGUCCUAGAAAAGAUCAGAUUUGAUGCCAAGGGUAAAGCUGAGGUCCUGGCCAAAGCUCCUGAUGUGAGAUUCCAAUCCAUUGAUGCUAAGCUAUCCAAUGCCUUGAGGAAAGUCAUUGACAAUGCUGGGGACAAGUCCAUGCAAGUGAAGUAUGAAAUGUCCAUGAAGAACCAAUUGUAUGGGAGAAGUGGGGACUUCAUCAAGGGACGAGAGCUAUUUGCAAUGAUAUUGAUCAGCUUCAAGUCACCUGAUCACACUGAAGUUCUCUACAAUGCCCAUCAUUUGUAUCUGUUCAACUACUAUGGAGAUGACCAGCUUGAGGCAUUCUACAACAAAUGGCUUGACAUCGUAUAUAACAUGAAACAUGAUGAUCUGCCUUCUGCAAACUCCCUGCGUGACACAUUGUUCCGUAAGAUUGAACACUCAAAGCUUAUGUCUUUUGAUAUCAACCGAUACCGUACCUACGAUGAAGGGCAUCCUGAAAAGACCUACGAAUCCCUGAUUGGCAUGAUCAAAGGAUACAUAGCAAGAGGGAAGCAAGAACGACUGUUGAAAGAUAGAGAACGUGCAGUGAAACUGUCAUUGUCCUCUAACAAGACGACGCCUGCCUUAGAAGAUGCAGACAAGCCUGCCGCUCCCGUCAAGACCAAGAAGGAGAAUGAAGCAGCUGCAUCGUCUACAGGUGAUCCUCCCAAACGGCCCAAGGCGAAAGCGAAGAGUGAUAUCUUCGACAAAGACAAAGAUCCAGAAGAGAUGACCCUCCAGGAAUUGAUCGACGCCCAACCAGACCAUUGGAAGAAGGGCAAAGCUGGAGCCGAGAAGAAGAAGUUGGAAAAGAAAGAGGCCGAUGACAAAGCCAAAAGAUUGGUCGAGGAGAAGAAGAAGAAGGCAACGAAGAAGGAGAAGAAAGAUUCAAAGAAAGACAAAGACGAGCCAAAGUCCAAGGACGAUGAAGGCAGAGGUGCGUACUUCAUUGUGGUGGACACUCGAAACUUGGAGGUGGACCAAAGCUACCGCGUUUGCCUUGACAUUGAUGGAAUCGCUGGCGAGGAGUUUCAACCCGGAGACGCCGGCUAUGUCGUUGUGAAACCAGACACCACGGCUCCUUUGGUCUUUGGUAAUGGCAGCUUUAACGCCAGUGCCAUCAAUGGCAGUGAGGCUUGGUGCGGCAGAGAUAUCCCCUAUGGAGCUGAUGGAGCUCCGGAUCUCUGUGUGAUUGUGUGGAGUUCCGUGUGGCAGAUGCCGAGUCCCAAAGGUAAAAUCAGCGAUCAGAAUGCGUGCCGCAAGUUCACGGAGCAGCUGGUCUCAGCUGGCGCAACUGAACUUGGAACCAAGUGCUCCAUUGCACGGAAACCCAGUUGCAUGAGGGAUGAACUGAAGGCCUGGCCCAAACGGCCCAUUCGGGUGUGGUGGAUGGCCAAGAUCAACUUGGCUGGACAUGAGCUGGGAGAUUGUGCUGUGAGAGCUCUAGUCGAGGCAUGGGUGCGGCAUGGGGCGGCUAUGGGUAAGCUCAAUGACGACCAAAAGGGCGAUUGUAGGGAUCUGCAACGUUUGGACUUACGCGCUGGACUGCGUGGCAACGAGGCGGCCUGGAGCUCUUGGGCUCGACGCUUGGAUCGUCUGGCAGCUGAGAUCUGGAGCUCGCGGUUGAGGCCGUUGAAGCCUCUGCGCGUUGGCCAAGUCGGCGGAACCAUAGGUGUGUCACUCAGCGCAUGCUCUGCUGUGGCAGCGGCGUCCUUGCAGAGGUUCUUGCGGCUUCCAGAGCGCUACUUCAAGGUCAGUAAGACGAAGCACACGGUGGAGAAACCUCUGGGCCAAAGCCGUGCACGGCGUUUGCUAAUGUUGGAGAAUGCUGCAGCACUUGGCGAUAGAUCCUGGCUUGAGCUCCUUGUGGAGGCUGGUGUGGAUCUCGAUGCUCGAAAUCUCUUUGGACAAACAGCUCUUUUUAUUGCUUCAUGGUUCGGCCACGCCGCAGUGGUGCGACAGCUUCUAGGCCUCGGCGCCUCGCGCGGCGUGGAUGCGGCGGGCACCAGCUGCGUGGAGGUCGCAGUGCAGGAAGGGCACCAGGAGGUGCUCAAGCUGCUGGGGGUCCAGGGUCAACAACCGUUACCACGUGAAUCACACGUGGUCGAGGGGGCAGAAGCUCUUCUAUUGCCAGUCAACAGUUGGCUCUUCCCGGCCAGUUUUUCGGAACGCUUCCUUUUGUCCUUGGACGCGCUGGCGGAAAAGCUGCCUGUUCCGGAGAUGGAGAUUGGUCGCCGCGCAGCGGAGCGGCUGUUCUUCUGCCGAAACGAUGUGAGAAGAGCCUUGAUGGAGUUGCUGGAAAAACACUUCCCCGGAGAGGUUUGGGUAUCCCCAUGGCUCCGCUUUCUGAGAUAUCGGAACCCUGGAAUGCCUCUGGCUCCACAUGUGGAUUAUCAGUGGCUCCCAGGUUACAUCUCAGCGGAGUUUCCUGGCUAUUCACCGCCUGGUCGUGUCACUUCGCAUAGCUUGCUUCUCUACCUGACUGAUUGCCAUGCUGGAGGAGAGACGCAAUUGCUGGAAAGUCAAGGAACAUCGGCGCGGGUUGUGGCUAGCGUCAGUUCCAGGCGCGGGAGGGUGUUGCUCUUCCCACAUGAUGUACUUCACGAAGGAACCGCACUGGAACGCCUGCCCAAAGUGAUGCUCCGUGCAGAUGUCAGCCUACCAUCGCAAGGGAUAAAAAUGCGCACUAUCGAGUUGUACAAGAACCGCUUGAGUGACGUCUCUGCUCAAGUCCUUUGGCGGCUUCCCUUCGGUGGUGCCUCCACCCUCACUUCCGGGUUCAGCUGCCAGCCAUUUUCCCAAUUGGGAGACUGCAAAAGCAAGGGUGACGACCGUUCCAAUUGUCUCACCAAGACGCUUAGGCGUCACAGGUCGUGGUGGGUUUUGUCUUCUCCUGAAGUCGGUCCUGUCCACUUGCAUGAUUGGGUCCAAUUGUCCUGUGUCAACAUGGUCCAGCAUGUCAUUCCUGAAAUCCGGCCCUGGCAUGUGGACGAUGAGAUGAAGCUUGCACUUGACCUGACUGAACUCCAGGCCUUUGGUGUGAACGAUGAUCUCCAUGCCAGGUACCUUUUGAAUGCCAAAUCGAAAGCUCCAUGUGCCCUGCAUGCCUGGGGCUCACAAACCAGAGCCUGCCCAUGUGGAUGUAGGAAGUCGGGUUUCUCAGCUGCCAGGCUUGAAACGAAAGGACUUCAUGGAUGUCUGGUGCGUAGUGCCCCUCUCCCUGAUGGCACCAUGAUCAUUCGCCAUCUGCACCCAAACGAAGCAAUGGCCCUAAACACUUUUGACCCGGUGAUUGACUUUGGUACUGAUGUACGUCUCACCCUGUCUGCAGUCGGCCAACUUGCAUGCCCGAUCCAGGCCCUUUGGGUCCUUGCUGCCGUAGGUGAGAGGAUUGACACCCUGCUGCAUGUGCCAACCUUUGCCCCUGAGUCCCAGAUUCAGGCAUACAGAUCGUGGCUUUUGAUGAGGUGUCGCCAAGUAUGGACGGUAGAAACUGACCCAAUUCAGGAUUCCAAAUUGCUUGCAAUGAUGGGCUUUUGGGAUGCAUUCAAAGAGUUGUCUCUUGCGGAACUGGUUUUUCCUAUUCGAUGGGAUGGGUUAAUUGAGGGCCCUGUUUCGAUUGCUUCUAUCCUGGACCACUUGAUCCGUGUUCAGGCUGCAAAGAUGCCACCUGUGAUUGAGCCUUCCGCCAUCCUGGAUGAGGAAGAAAUUCCUGUUUUUGAUGCUCCUUGUGUUGUGGAUGAUCCUUCCACUGCCUCAUGCAUGUGUGCUGAUUCAUGCACAGUACUGUUUGAGGGGCCUUCUGAAUUUCCGCUCAGAUUUCUUCCGAAAUGUGGCUCGACUCUUGAACAGUUUCUUUUUGCACAUGCGCAACUUGUGGGUUCUUUUGAGGUUGACGAAGUUCUGUUGAAUGGCAGAGUCAUUCCGUUGUCACAUGUCCUUGAGGUAGGCCAAUUGAUCAUUGUCAAGCUGCGCCAAACCCCAAAUGUUGCAACCGAUUCCAUUGAAGUCUCACCAACAGCCCCAUGGACACAACCAGUAGAGGACCCGAUUCAGCCAGUCACUCCACCCAGAAAGGUUUCCGUGUUUGAUGUCGGGGCUUGUCAAGUCCCUACUGAAGCUUUGCCAGAUGACCAGACUUGGCUUGAUGCCACACCGUUGCAGGGUUUGUCUGGAUCCCAAUUUCUCAAACUUUCGCUUCCGAGUAUUCAGAAUACCCAGCAAUUGUGGUCCUUGCGCCACCAGUACCUUAGGUCCCAAGAUCGCCUGGCUAUUUUGAACCAACAGGACCAAUUUUGGGCAGAUGAUGAAAUCCGGUUUCACCUGCAUGCUCUUGUGCAAUUGAAUAGGGAAACCCAGAUUAAGAAUGGCCAGGUCCCGCAGGAAGUUUGUGUCCUUGACCCUCUGAUCAUUUCGGCAUGGAUCCAAGGCAAGGGAUUUGAUUGCUCACUUUGGGCUCGUGAUCACCCUGAAAUUUUGCGACAAGGGAUCCCCAUUGCUACGGUUGCCCUGAUUGACCAUCAUUGGGUUCCUAUGUUCAUGACCCCGCUGCAUGGAGUUCUGCAUGUGCACACAUGGGAUGGAAUGAAAGCCUCGCAUGAAGGGUUGGAAGAGCUUGUUCAACAUUUGGCUGUUUCCCUCGGUUUCACCAAUGCCAUGGUUCGUAGGGAACACAGACUGUUUUUCACCUCUGACCUUUGUGGUACCCUUGCAAUUGCCUUCCUUAGAUAUGCGAUGCUGGGAUCCCAAUUGCCAUCUGACUGCACUGAAGCCACAGUCAUUCAUGCCCGCUUGAAGGAAAUGUACUUCUCUGAGGUUCAGAGGUGCCAGAUUGCCCGGCGGCCAUGGGUCUGGGGCGCGGGUGAUCCUGCCAGCUCCAGUUCAGCUGCACAGAGUGUCAAUUCUGAUUUGCAGCUUGCGAUCAAUAUCACACGUGACCAGCGCAUUGACCUGAUCAACGCAAAGGGUCUUGCCAUGGCCGAUGAUGAAAUUCGAUUUCAUGUGAUGCAGUUGGUUUCACAUCAACCAGGGUCCAAUUUGCCUGUUCCGGAUCAGCAUUUCAUUGCUAUGGAGCCCCUUAUUUUUAAUUGUUGGGACUCUAUUGGUCAAGUGAUUGCCUCGCAAUGGUGUACCCGAAACCCACAAAUUCGUUCCAAGGAACAGAAUGUUGUCACCGCAGUCGCACUGGAAAAUCAUUGGAUGCCUAUCUGGAUGGUUCCAUCUGGAAACACACUGCAGGUUCACACAUUUCAUGCUGAGGUCGAUAUUGGCCAGAUUGAAACUGUUUGCCAAUUCAUCGCAACGAAGCUGGGAUUUGAACAUUUUGCCCUUCACAGUGUCCCUUCGGGUUUGCCUGAGCAUUCUAUGUGUGGGGCUCAUGCCAUGGCAUUCAUUGCGCAUAUUAUCAUGCAGAUGCCACUGCCUGAAAGUGUUUCGGAACUCCGCACCGUCCACACUAACAUGCGGGCCUCCUUUGUGGCUCACCUGUACCAAUUGGAGUAUACCCCAAAGCCUGUUAUCUGGGGUAAUGGCACACCAUGGGAAUCCGGGCCACUCCCUAGAUUGCCCGAUGACGAUGAUGAGGAGUCUGAACUCCGUCGCAUUCGUGCACAAAGAAUCCAGAUGAUUGCAUCCCAUAGUUAUGCAAUGGGUGAUGACGAAAUCGAUUUUCACAUUUCCCAUUUGAUCGAUUGCCACCAGCAUGGACCAAGACAAGUCGGCCCCAACCGUCAUUUUGUCACGAUCCCACCUCGAAUCCUGGCUGAUUGGAUGACUGGACAGUGUGAUGAUUUUCUUGACUGGAAGAGAGAAACAUGGACUAAUGCCACGCCAGACACUCAGCUGGUGAUCGUUCUGCUUUUGCAACAACACUGGGUCCCUGUCUGGAUUGUCCAAGCUGACCAUGCAGUUCACUGCCAUACGUUCGCUGACUUUGCAGUCGAUGACGGUGAGGCUGAAAGGGUACUCCGUGCCUUGGCCCUCGAAUUGGGUUAUGCAGAUCUGGUGAUCCACCGGGUCCCACAUGGGCUUGAAGUUUCACGGUUGUGUGGCACCAUGGCCAUCAGUUUCUUUGCUCACAUCAUGCUUCGCACCCGCCUGCCUGAUGAUGUUCACCAGUUACGUUCGCGAUGCUGGGAUAUGAAAACCCUGUUUGCGGAAGCCAUUCAACGAGGUGGGGCCACCCUUCCUUCGUUGUGGGGUUGGGGACGUUCAGGGGAAUGCGGGCUACUCCCUUUAAUGCCCGUGGAUGGUCCCUUCGUGGCCAUCAUGACUGAAAGCUUUCAACCGUGCUGCCUGCCCAACAUACAUGUCCUGGAUGAACUUUGUAGGUUUGCCCCCGAUGAAGCAGGUUCAUCGUUUACUGGUAUGUCUCACCAGGAGAUGCAAUUCUACCUGUCCAAGCUCAAUGACUUUGCCCCCACUAAGGUGCGGUUUCAAGUUGUGAUUGGCCCCAAAGACUUGGCUUGCCUGAUUGACACGUGCCCACGAGGUGGAUUCGUCCUAGGUAUUGCUUACCUACAUGGUGGUCAUUGGUCUCCAGUCAUUGUUGUCCCGAAGGUUGAAGUUUGCAUGAUCCUAGCUGAGCAUGAUCACAUUGCCGAUGCCCUUCAAAAGUGUGGGCUGCAAGCCAAACUCCACCAUUUGCCCCGAAUUGAUGAGUUCUGUGGUGCAGGCGCCUUUCGCACUCUGGCAGGUGUUUUGCGCCUACCCAUCACAUUGUGGACUGACCAAGACAUGCAUUCCAUGCUCCGCCAAUGGUUUGUUUCUCGUGGACAGCCUGCCUUUGAUGACCUGCCGCUCCAAUGGGGUUUUGGCCCUCAUGGACAACUCAUGAAGAACCUUGUUUCCGAACUUUUGAAGCAUGGUAUCCCUGAUAGCGUUGAGGAGGACCGUGCCACUGCUGCCAUCAAAACCUUGGGAAGCGAGCAACUGAUCGCAGCAUUGGCCCAUCGCAACCCCUGGAAACAGCUGAAGAUGUUGGGGAAUAACUCCAAGUUUCAGUGGGUCAUGCCAAGUGAACUGUCUCAAGCCGUUGAGGCUAACAAAGGAAAAGUUGUGGGGGGAAAAGCGAAAGGCAAAGGCUCCAAGUCUGCGCCAAAGCCCACUGAACUUGAUCCCUCCAAACUGCAGGUGCUUGAGGGCAUCUUCCACUCACAAGGCACCAAUUUGGUUCAGCUGUCCAUGCAGCAGAUUGGACCCGUGAGUAGUGGUUUCAUUCUCAUGUCUCACCAUGAUGCCGAACCCUACCUUAGGUCUGGAACAACUGUCUCACGUGAACCGCUUGCAUUGUUGGUGUUGCACAAGCCUGGCGUUGAUGUCCAGACGUCAUUGCCGCACACUCCAUUGACCAUCCCAUGCAGAUGUACGCUGAACAAUGAACCCAUUUUGGUUGAUGCAGUGCUUGUUCAGGUUGGUAGUGGGCUUGUUGAGAAAACCAAUGGCACAGCACUGGUCUCAGUUGACACCCCUGACGUUGUCACCAUCAAGAUCAUGGUCUACAAAGAUGAGCUGAAAAUUGAUUGGGCCGACUUCACUGCUGCCCCGAUCAGAUGCCUUGUUUCACUCUUGCCUAAGUUGAAACGCUGUUUUGUCGAUGAUUGCAAAUGUCAAGCUUGGCACAACACUGAGCAAUUGCCGUUGCGUGACCCCAUUUUGGAUGUCUGGCGCCGCCAGUUCCUUCGGCAGGGGUUCAAACCAUGCCCCUCAGCCCAUGCUGAGUUUUUCUCGGUGUGUGUCAGGGUCCCUGCUUGCCUUCUUGAUGCCAUGCUUGCAGCCAGCGGCACAUCCGGUGCCUAUUGUGAACCAAGAACUGCCGACGGAAAAGACAUCCUCCCUGAUUACACAGUAGUUUGGUCCACAAAGCAUUCUGUGCAGGAGCUGCAACACAUUAUGCAGACCAAUCCAGCAGUGCACGGCCUUGCCAGGUUAGGUGAUCGAAAAGGGCUUAGAGUCCAUACCAGCCAAGCUAAGGCCAUUCAUAAGUUGGUUCGACCGGAGUCGGUGUUCCUGCCAAAUGGACCUAAGAUCAACUUUCUGGUCGGUCCGUUUCCUUAUGGAGCUGACAGACAGGCAGUGGGAAAGAUCUUGCACAAGGCGGGCUGGGAAUGCAGGCCGCUUCAGCCCUCAGUGCCCUGCCCCGGCCGUGGUUCCAUGUGGUUAGUUCAAGCCAUCGAAGACCCUGAGCAAACGAUCAUCUCCACCACCUCCGGGGAGAUUGUGGUAACCAGGCAAAAACAAGAUGCAGUUUCACCUACCCAGCAGCCCACCACCGUUGGGUCUGCUGCCACUCUGGCUUUAUGUGGGGCCUCCCAAGGUGCUGCCGGUCCGGACCCCGAUCCGUGGGCUGUUCAUGAUCCAUGGAGGAAAUACCAGCCUGCCCAGGGGAUUGCCCCUGCGACCGGUCCUACUGAAGGCAUGAUUCAAAUUGAGGAGCGAAUACAAACAGCUGUCCUCGCCAAAAUGCAACCGCCAAUGGAGCAUGAUCUGCCUGACAGAGUUCACGCCCUGGAAGACCAGGUUCACCAACUCCUCUCCAAGCAACAUGGGCUGGAGAACCAAUUUCAGGAGUUUGGUGGGCACCAUUCCCAACAGAUCAAUGCCCUCCAGGGCCAAGUGACUGCACAGGCACAACAGUUGCAUGGGCACCUGGAGAACCAAAACCAGACCAUGCAAUCGCUCUUUGAGCAACAGAUGCAACAGAUCAGAGGAUUGCUUGCAAAGCGGCCCCGGGAAGAAGGGUACUUUGUAGGUGGACACCCUGUUCCCGCUCAGAACAACCGUGUUUUUCAUGCUGCAUGGCGUGGAGUGGGGGUGCUCUCUAAGUUUCCCACGCGUGAAGUGCCCACACAAAUCCCUGCUGAACUUUGUGCCUCCUCCAGGUUGCUGAUCACAACCACGUUGGUACAUGACUGUUGGGUGACAGGUGGGACAGUCUAUGGUGAGCCCGAGAGCAGUUCAUACCCUCAGGCCAAGCAGAAUAAUGAAAGUUUGCUCCACCAUGUUGCAGGCCAUGUUUGCCAUUUGUCCAAGGGGCCGCGCUAUGUGGCUGGGGAUUGGAAUAUUCUGCAGAAUUCCACCCCCGCCUUUGACAUCCUUGAGAAUGCAGGUUUUCGCGAUCUUCAAGACCUUGCCUGUGAUCUUUGGGGCCAACCCAUAAUUAACACCUGUAAGAAUGCCACUAGGAAGGAUUUUUGCUACGUUUCACGAGAACUCCAAUUUUUGCUUCAUAAGGUGGUCAUUCAGCAAGAUGUUUUCCCUGAUCAUGCCGUGAUUUGGGGUGAGUUCCGACCCCUUAGUCAGGUACUGCCACGCCAAGUUUGGAUUUCUCCGAGUGCAUUCCCAUGGCCCAAGCAUUGGGAAGUUGAUCAUCAGUUUUGGAAUAACAAGACCAUUGACUGUGACGAAAGGUACCGGCUUCUUUGGCAACAUAUUGAACAACAAGCAUGCUCCGCCUUGCCUUUUCCAGUUGCUAAGAAUGCUACAGGCCGAGCCGCCACCACUGAAGUUCGACGGGUGACAGACGGCAAGAUCUCACCCCCCAAAAAGGGCAGAACCAAUGAUGUCAAACCGCAUUAUGUGUGUGCAACGUUUCGACAUGCGCAAUGGCUUAGGCAGUUGAGACGUCUCCAAGCUUAUGUCCGUCAUGUCAGUGCACAAGACCCACACACUCCCCAUGCCAAACAAGUUUGGGGUGCGAUCUUGAGGGCCACAGGGUUUUUACCCUCUUUUCAGGUUUGGUGGGACCAAUGCCCAUUCCGCAUGCAUGGUGCUCCUGAGAUCCUGCCUGUUGUCCCGCCGGAAGCUGGUUUAGCCCUUUUGGUUUUCGAAUCAUUUGCCCUGGCCUUUCGAUCUUUUGAGCAGGAGCUGCAAAGUGCCUCACGUCAGUAUGCCAGACAGAGCCGGGAGCAAAAUCCAAAUGCCAUCUUUCGGGACCUCCGAGCUGCUCAUGCAAAAGGGGUUGAAGCAUUGGUUAAGCCAGUCACUGCCAAGGUCAUUGAACUCCGGCCUGAGGAGUGCAUGUUAGUGUUGGAUAAGCCAGUUUCCUUUGGUGCUCACCUGCCGGUGAAUAUUGAUGGGGUCUCUACAGACCUCAUCCAUGCCGAGGCUGAUGCAAUUUGGGUUGAACCCCCUGAACCUGUCUGUGUUGGCUCCAAUGUUUCACAAAUCCAAUGCCGGGGCACUGAUGACGAGCUUUUUACGCUCUUUAUUGAUGCUUGGCGACAGAUGUGGGGACGACACCAGCAAGUUCCCCCAUCCCGUUGGGAUACCAUCCUGCAGUUUGCUCGGGCACAUUUGCAGUUUCAGCCGUUAGCGUGGCCUGCCAUUGAUGUCCAUGCCCUCCAGGGGUGUAUUGCCCAAAAGCACAAUGCCACCACUGCUGGCCUUGAUGGUGUCACUCUUGCAGACCUUCGAGCAUUGCCCAGGAAUGCUCUUUCCAAUUUCGUUGACCUUUUCCUUUUUGCUGAAAGAACCGGGUGCUGGCCCCAGCAAAUGCUUGCCGGUAGAGUGACCUGUAUUCCCAAAAAGGAGUCGCCGGAGGGGGCCCUCGAUUUCCGGCCGAUUACGGUCAUUGGCCUAUUGUAUCGCCGCUGGAGCACGUUUCAGGCUCGUCAUGCAAUUCGAGCCAUUGAAUCAGUUCUGCCGGUUGGGCUCUUUGGUAGCCGACCCAAUUGCUAUGCAGGGCAGGUUUGGAGCCAGUUGUUGUUUGCCAUUGAAUUAGCAUAUGAACAGGGAACCCCCCUUUGCGGUGUCAUUGCUGACAUACAAAAGGCAUUCAAUUUCUUGCCUCGUGCUGUUGUCAUGGAAUCCUGCGCCCUUCUCGGUAUUCCCUUUGAUGUCUUGAGGGGUUGGUCAGGUGCCCUUGCCGCCAUGCCCCGUAGGUUCCAAAUCAACGGCAGCCUCAGUGCCCCUGCCUAUAGCACAUGUGGCCUCCCUGAGGGGUGCGCGUUGAGCUGUUUGGGGAUGAUGGUUAUCGACAUUUUGUUUCACAAAUGGAUGACCCACUUCUUUCCCAUGUGUCAGCCUGUGUCCUACGUGGAUGACUGGCAGGUUUUAGUUACUGACCCCCAGCGACUGCAACCUGUCUUCAACUGUCUGGAAGAGUUUACCCGUGCCCUGGAUCUCCUUGUAAAGAAAACCCACACUUGGUCCAUUUCAGCUGAGGGAAGGAAAUGCCUUCGUGCCCAGGGUCUUGUCCUUGUGUCUUUUGAUCGUAACUUAGGAGCCCAUGUCCAGUUUUCACGGCAACAUACCAAUCGACAUUUGCUUGACCGGGUGACGGCAGCGGGACCCCUUUGGCAGAAGCUCAGGUUGUCGACCUGCGCCUACACCCAGAAAAUUCGGGCCCUCAAAACGGCCGCAUGGCCUAGAUGUCUGCAUGCUGUGGCUGCAACCACUGUUAGCAAUGCUACUUUCACUAGUUUGCGUGCCAAUGCCAUGAAAGGGUUGCGGGCCGACAGCGCAGGUGCAAACUCCAUGGUUCAUUUAGGUUUGAUUGAGGCACCCACAGUGGAUCCACAAGUUUGGGCCUUAACACAGACGUUUCGGCUAGUGAGGGAUUGCGGUACCCAAGCUCGAGUUCAACAAGUGCUUGCAGAGUUGGUGGCUGACCAGAUUGAACUCCCUUCCAAUAGCAUUACCAACACUUUGUUGAAGCGUAUCCAAACACUUGGGUGGAAUAUUGAUUGUGAGGGCCGCCUUGUUGACAUGCUCGGCCCGUUUUCACUGUUUCAGGUGUCAUCUGCAGAACUCCAAUAUCGUGUUGGGAUGCAAUGGCUAUGUGUGGUGCAAGAUGCAACCGUUCACCGUAGCUGUUUUCAGGGCCUAGGCAUGACUGACCCGGAGGACACGCGACAUUGGCUCCAGCAGUUGUCUGUUGCUGACCGUGCCCUCUUCAGGAAGUUGUUGAACGGCACCCACAUAACGCAAGACGGCAAACACUACUGCCAGGAAGUAGAUACAGAUGUUUGUCCCUUUUGCCUUUGCAGUGAUAGUCGUUUUCACAGGUUCUGGCAGUGUGAGAGGUUCUCCCACUUGCGCAACAAACUGCCGCCAGCUGUUUUGGAUGCUGCACUUGAGCUCCCCAAUGCCUUGAUUUGCUCAGGCUGGUCUAUGGCUCCCACCACCUUGCAUGACUGGAACCAGUACUUUGCCCAACUGCCUGAUAUACCCGUUUCACAGUGCCAUUUUACUGGAGUGGUUCAUUUGUUUACGGAUGGUAGUUGUCAUGGCCAACAUAAUGCUAAGCUUAGGUUUGCGGGAUGGGCGGUUGUUUUCGCCUCAGCUCACUCUGUACAUGAUUGUGCCCAUAGCCACAUCGCUGCUGCUGGGGUUUUACCAGGUCUUUUGCAAAGUGCUAUACGUGCUGAAAUCUAUGCAGUGUUGAAAGCGAUACAGAUUGCUCAGGACCACCCGGGCCUUGUCAUGUUGUGGUCUGAUUGUGACGCGGUUGUUCGCCGCGUUCGACGGAUGUUGCAAGGCAAUCGUGUCAAACCCAAUUCGUCUCACUCUGACUUGUGGCAAGAGGUCCAGAACAGUUUGCUAGCCCGAAGAGGUGACACCCAGAUCACAAGGGUGGCUGCGCAUCAAUCAGAACACCAGGGUAGUUCUGUAUUUGACGAAUGGUGUUUUCGGCAUAAUGCCCUGGCAGACCGCCAGGCAGUGCAGGCUAACCUGACCAGGCCACCGCAGUUUUGGCAGUUGUAUCACCGACAUGCGCUUGCAGUUGACACCGUGGCUUGGUAUAACCGUGAAGUUCAGAAUUUUCUUCUGGCAGUUAGCAAAGAGGUUGUCCGGAAUGAUGAACCGGCAUUCAUUGAGGUUGCUGCUGACCCCUUGGAGCUGGCGCCGCCAAGUUCACCAUGGCGCCCACUGCCGGCAUUACAUAUCCCUUCAGGGGCUGUACGAUGGUAUGGCGACAGCCUUGUCAGACUCCUUUUGAGUUGGUUCUGGCAAGUUGUGGAUGGCAGUUCAGUUCCUCUAUGCUGGGUUUCACAUUUUCAAUUGUAUAUUGAUUUUAUGUGUUCUACGGGACACCCUGGACCGUUUCACCUGCAGAAAUGGUGCGAUGGCUCAGAACUGCCCUUUGUGCAACUUCGAGGGUUCGCAUUCCGUCAACGAUCCCGAUGGUUUGCCAAAGUGCUCAAACAGUCAUUGAAACAUGCUGGAGUCACAUUGGAAGCAACGUAUGGGCGCCCUUGCUCCCACAUUAUUCAGAUGUUCACUGGCUGCCUUGGCCUCCCUUGGCCCCGUGACAGGCUUGAGCAGGUUGACCAUUGGAUGCUGGCUCAUUGCGGUUCAACAUUGAAAAGGCAAACCAAGGUUAUUGACAGCCUGCCCUUCGCAGCACGGUCCUCUAUGUUUCCACCUACGUACGUGACCACUAUCGGUCCUUGA